ACUUGACAUAAAAGUGAGGAUUUUUAUUUUGGAUGCAAAAAAAAUACACGAAAUAAUUUUUAGUAAUAGUUUAAUUAGUAGAUUUACGUUUUUUUAUACAUUUUUAUUUGAAAUAAUAUGAAUUAAUAAAUCUUAAAACAAAUUGCUAAUCAACUGCUAAUACAAACUUUAAUAAAAAUAUAUUCUGCCUAUUUGAAUGGUUUCUCGACUAAGACUACGACCGUCGCUCGUCGUUCUCGCUCAUAGUAAAAUAUUACGCCCUAAAAUUUUAAUAUUUCUUGAUAAUAUGGGAAUAUUUUUGAAUUUUUAUUGUAAACUAUUUACUGUGAAUUUCUAUUCGAAUAAUAUUAAUAAAUAAAAAAGGAACUACCCUUCAAGUGAUCUUACAAACUUUCUAGCUAAAUUUUUAAGAUAAACGGAAUAAUUUUAAGCUGGAAAAAAGAUAGUAAAGUAAUCACAGUAAAAUGGCCAAGGACUACGAUUAUUUACUAAAAGUUCUUCUUGUUGGAGAUAGCGAUGUUGGUAAACAUGAGAUCUUAUCCGGUCUAGAAGAUGCAUCUUCAGAGAGUCCAUUCUGCAGUGGAAGUGCAUACAAAACCACAACUAUUUUACUAGAAGGUAAAAGAGUCAAAUUGCAGCUAUGGGAUACAUCUGGUCAGGGACGUUUUUGUACAAUCAUUAGAUCAUAUUCGCGAGGAGCACAAGGAAUUAUAUUAGUGUAUGAUAUAACAAAUAAAUGGAGUUUUGAUGGAAUCGAUAGAUGGUUAAAAGAAGUUGAAGAGCACGCUCCAGGGAUACCAAAAGUACUAGUCGGGAAUAGGCUACAUUUAGCAUUUAAACGGCAAGUAGCUGCCAAACAUGCCGAGUUGUACGCCUCUCGAAAUAACAUGUCGUGUUUUGAAAUAUCUCCACUUUGUGAUUUUAACAUAAGAGAAUCGUUUUGCGAAUUAGCUCGAAUGGCUUUACAUAGAAACGGAAUGGAAAGAAUAUGGAGAACUAAUAAAGUUUUGUCACUUCAGGAACUUUGUUGUCGGACGAUUGUCCGACGAACAAGUGUUUAUGCAAUCGAGGCACUACCUCUGCCACCAUCCGUCAAAUCAACUCUCAAGUCAUAUGCACUUACAACGAAUCAAUGUUUCAAUACGCUUACCCAUUCAAAGAGCAAGAAUCGAUGUAAGACACCAACCCAGAGUCAUAAUACAAGAAACAGUUGCAGCAUUUCGUGAUUUUUUUUUUAAAUUAAUUAUUAUUUUUUUUUUGGUUUUAAAUUAGUUCAUUCUCAGCGCGAUUCAUUGAUUGAAACUUUUUUAAAGGCAUAACAACAAAACUAAAACAAAAAAAAACCUAACCUAACAUUAGUAUUUAUUUUACCAAUCAACACACAAAAAACUCGUAUUUAAUGAAUUAAUAUUUAUUUUGUAUUUAAUGUGUAUUUUCAUUAUCAUACAUUCGACAUAUACAUUUAUAUAUAUAUAUAAAGUCUAAUCAUUAACAUUGCUAUGCUUAAGCAGGGUGGUAGUUGGUGUAUUCCUUUGUCGGUUGUCAAAGGGUAGAAAUCAUUUUUAAAGUGAUUUCUGUUCUUAAAGUUUUUAAAAACAAUGUAAUCAAUUUAAUAUUAUUAGAUCACUCCGCUACCACCAAAGCAUCUAUAGUUAACUAUAUUAUAAAGAAAAUGUAAAAUAUAAUCAUGUAUAUAUUAUAUAUUUUUUAAUAUACAUCAAAUGAAUACAUUACGAA
Eupeodes corollae is the source of this 1737-nucleotide messenger RNA. It is a transcript of the gene Rab40, whose product is annotated as ras-related protein Rab-40C. The transcript has 5 exons. Gene Ontology annotation, molecular function: GTP binding; GTPase activity. Gene Ontology annotation, cellular component: endosome; plasma membrane; synaptic vesicle. Bases 465 to 1226 code for a protein of 253 amino acids. The record is from RefSeq and is a predicted model, not a curated record. Gene Ontology annotation, biological process: protein localization to plasma membrane; intracellular signal transduction. Lineage: Eukaryota; Metazoa; Arthropoda; Insecta; Diptera; Syrphidae.